AUGUCUCCAAACCCAAAUAAUGAAGAUAGAAGACCCUCUGGCAGAUUGGCCCAGCUGAUUGACGAGACGUUUGGCAGUUUCUCUAACUUUCAACAAUCUUUUGAGAAUAAUGCUCUUAACAUUUUUGGGUCAGGUUAUACAUGGCUAUGCUUUGACAGAGAACAUCAGGGCCUUAAAAUCCUUGGCACAUCAAAUCAAGACAGCCCUUUUAUGAUGGAAGGGCGGUACCCAAUCCUGGUGAUUGAUGUCUGGGAACAUGCCUAUUAUCUGAAACACCAAAAUCGCAGAGCACAGUAUGUGCAGGGAUUUUGGAAGGUCAUAAACUGGGAUGCUGUGAGCCAACUGCUGGAAUUUUGGCCACAACAAGCUAGGCAUGAUGAGCUGUGA
This is a messenger RNA of Porites evermanni, 387 nucleotides long. The record is from the annotation of a GenBank genome assembly. NCBI's taxonomy places the organism in Eukaryota, Metazoa, Cnidaria, Anthozoa, Scleractinia, Poritidae.